AUGGGAUGCACAUCGGGCUGCUGUGGUCCUCCGCUUCCAGAGCCAACAGCUACUAAAGCAUCAUCCCGCGGUGAUGGUGGCAGUUGCAGCGAUCAAGACAAGGUUGUAAUUGGGCUAAAGGAUAACGAGGAGGCAAUCAAUGAGCAAGCUAGUGACUGCUGCGCUUUCGUUGAUUGCGAAGAUGGUAAAAAUAACAGCGAUGAUGAUAACAAUGCACCCGACUGCUGUCGUGGGAAGAUCAGUCCCUGUUGCAACGCAGCUUGCAUUGACCGCCUUGCUGUGCGCGACUGCAAGAUGAGCACUGCUACCACAGAGAUUGGAACGGGCUGCGGCAGCUCUACGCAUAGCUGCGAUGGCGCAACCGACGGCAAGCCAUGCAACAAGCAUAUCGUUUCUGCUCUCGACCGCUACGGUGCAACUCUUCAAGCUCUGGGGUGUCUCUGUCGCACUCUUAUUGCUAUGGGCCAGGAAUCUUGCUGCGAGACCCGGGAUCGUCCGGCUAAGAUGCUGUCUUCCCGUUCUCUCUUACGCACUUCAACGGACUCUGGCCGCAGCGCAGGUAUCACCACCAAAGAAAAGGCUGCAGAGAACCGAUCUCGUCUAAGGAAAAGCUCCACUGAGAGUGCGAGGUCCGUCAGCCAAACCUUUGCGAAGGAGAGCUGCGUCAAAUCAUGCUGUUCAGUGGCCAAGCCCGACAAGGAAGCUGUUCUCAAAGACCAGUGCAGGAAGGGUUGUUGUGCAAAGGAUAAUGCUAAUGAACAACAAGUUGUUGUCAAAAAGCUGAACCAAAAGCUUCCCAACGACCUUGCUGGUACAAGCGGAUGUCUCGACGCCUGCUGCUCACAGAAGCCUCCGCUCAAACAGCAACUCGUUGACCGGGAUAAUGGCCAGGUUGAUAAGAAGCCUGUCAGUAGCGGUGACUGUCCUGGUGUUUGCUGUAAAACUGAGCGUGAAGAGACCGCCACUGCAAAGAGCUACCCAACCACGGAAGUUGGUAUCUCUGCAGCAAGUGGGCGUGUAAAGUGUUGCCACGCGGCAAAAGGAGAGGAGAUUGUUAAGCAACUACCCGGCCCUACUUGUGGCAGUACUUGUUGCGAGCCAGAAGAAAGUCUUUCGACUAGGCCUCCAGGAGACAAAUGUGCUGGGUCCAGCGGCAAGAAGCCUCAGGGCUGUCAAAUCCCCAACGAUGACUGCUGUACCUCUGCUGCCCUCGAAGGACCGGCCAACAAUGUAGUCUCCGUUGAAGAACCUACGGAUGUGGAGAAUCAGAUCACAGGAAAAGAACGCGUGAUUCUCAGUAUCUCGGGCAUGACAUGUACUGGCUGCGAGACCAAACUCAACCGAACCCUCGCCACAGUCGCUGCUGUUAAGGAGCUGAAAACAAGUCUUGUUCUCUCACGGGCAGAAUUCAACAUCGACUUGCGCCUUGGAUCGGUUGACGAGGUUAUCAAACACCUCGAACGAACCACAGAGUUCAAAUGCGAGAGGAUUCAAACUCAAGGUUCAAGCUUGGAUUUCGUUGUGGAUGGCAACACAUCCCAGUUUAUGGGACAGACAUGGCCUGACGGUGUUGUUGACAUGGCUUUUCUUGGUAAAAACAAUGUUCGGGUUUCCUUCGAUCCUAAAAUUGUUGGCGCACGAGACCUUGCUGAGAGAUCCUGGGUGCCUCCUGUAAAACUCGCCCCUCCUGUUGCGGACUUGUCUGUUGAGGCUGGAAGCAAGCAUGUUCGUCAUGUUGGUUAUACGACCUUGCUAUCUGCUGUUCUUACAGUUCCUGUGCUUGUCAUGGCAUGGGCACCAAUCCCUGAGAAUGAGAUAGCCUACUCUUCGGCUUCACUUGCAUUGGCUACGGUUGUUCAAGUUGUCAUUGCAGGACCCUUCUACCCCAAGGCUAUCAAAGCACUGGUUUUCUCUAGAGUCAUCGAGAUGGAUCUGUUGAUUGUACUUAGUACCAGCGCAGCCUAUAUCUUCUCGGUUGUCUCCUUCGGAUACCUUGUUGCUGAGAAGCCUCUCUCAACUGGACAGUUCUUCGAGACCUCGACCUUGCUGGUGACUUUAAUCAUGGUUGGCCGAUGGGUUGCGGCACUCGCUCGCCAGAAGGCAGUCGAGUCGAUUUCUAUUCGAUCGCUUCAGGCAUCGACUGCCAUUAUCAUCGACGAAAAGAGCGGCAUUGAGCGCGAGGUUGAUAUCAGACUUCUUCAAUACGGUGACGUCUUCAGGGUUCUUCCUGAUACAAAAGUCCCUACUGAUGGGACCGUCAUUACAGGCUCAUCCGAAGUUGAUGAAUCAAUGCUUACGGGCGAGUCUAGACCCGUGGAGAAGUACCCUGGAUCCAUGGUUAUUGCAGGAUCAAUCAACGGUUCAGGUGUUAUGACUGUGCGACUGAGUCGCUUGCCCGGCGACAAUACCAUCAAUGCGAUUGCCGCCAUGGUUGAUGAGGCUAAGCUGUCGAAGCCCAAACUACAGGACCUUGCAGACCGCGUGGCCUCCUAUUUUGUCCCUGUGGUAGUAGGGUUAACCAUCAUCACGUUUGUAAUUUGGGUUGCUGUUGGCCUGACAGUUAGAGGAUAUGGUGGCUCCAAGGCUACAACCGAGGCAAUCACCUAUGCCAUAGCUGUACUCAUCGUGUCAUGCCCUUGCGCGAUUGGAUUAGCAGUCCCCAUGGUCAUUGUGAUUAUGAGCGGAGUGGCUGCGGAAAGGGGCAUUAUUUUCAAGUCGGCUGAUGCUAUCGAAGUUGCUCACAAGACAUCUCACGUUGUGUUUGACAAAACCGGCACUCUGACUCAGGGGAAGCUUUCUGUCGUUUCAAAAGAGUGCAUCGAAGAUUCGUCCCUUCCACUCCUUUUGGGACUUAUCGGGAACAGCCGACAUCCAGUUUCGGUGGCUGUGGCGAGCCAUCUAAAGGAUAUUGGGAUUGAGCCUCGCGAAGCAGGUGAGAUAAAGAGCCUGACAGGCAAAGGUAUCGAAGCCGUCAUGAAGGGCCAGAGACUCAAGGCUGGAAAUUCUCACUGGUUGGGUCUUUCUGAGAAUCCUCUCGUCCACCCAUUGCUUACUCAGGGUUAUACUGUCUUUUGUUUCACAGUAAACGAAGAUUUGCACGCUUUGUAUGGCCUGCAGGACGAACUCAGAAGCGACGCUUUAGGUACCGUAAAGACGCUUCAACUGCGCGGCCUUUCAGUCCAUGUGGUAUCCGGUGACGAUGAUGGAGCUGUUCAAAAUCUAGCAACGAAGCUGAACAUCCCGAGAAACAACGUCCGCUCCCGAACGUCACCUGCUGGCAAGAAGGACUACAUCCAAACUCUUCUUGGCAACGGGACGGAUCGCGAGAAGCCAGUUGUUGUUUUCUGUGGCGAUGGAACAAACGACGCUGUUGCUCUCGCCCAAGCCACUAUCGGUGUCCACAUGAAUGAAGGUACAGAUGUUGCACAAUCCGCUGCGGACGUAGUUCUCAUGCGUCCUGCUCUAAGCGGCAUUAUCACCAUGAUAGAUGCGAGUCGAAAGUCUGUCAAUCGUAUCAAAUUCAACUUCUUUUGGAGUUUUGUAUACAAUACAUUUGCUGUGCUUCUCGCAGCUGGCGCAUUCGUCAACGCCAGAAUUCCACCGGAGUAUGCAGGCCUUGGAGAGUUGGUCAGCGUUUUGCCUGUUAUUCUGGCCGCAGUGCUUCUGCGCUGGUCAAAGAUCUAA
Molecule: messenger RNA, 3684 nt
Organism: Fusarium pseudograminearum CS3096
Lineage: Eukaryota; Fungi; Ascomycota; Sordariomycetes; Hypocreales; Nectriaceae
Exons: 2
Coding region: 1-3684 (1227 amino acids)
Biological process (GO): monoatomic cation transport
Cellular component (GO): membrane
Molecular function (GO): ATP hydrolysis activity; ATP binding; ATPase-coupled monoatomic cation transmembrane transporter activity
Source: RefSeq, a predicted model, not a curated record